CCAACGCUUUUCGCGACGCGCCUGGCAGCUUUUCUCCCUCAACCGACGGCGAGAAAAAGCAGCUUUUUUCAACUCGCAUCUGCCUUCACAACUGCAUUUUAUCUCGUCGCCUAAGACUAAUAUUUCUAUCCAUCUCUUCUAUUUGGCCCUAGUCAGCUUUGUCAUCGCGCAUUACCGCAUCCAAAAAGCUCCGCCGCCUGCCGCAAUCGCCCCCUUUCGCCCAAGCAUCUGAAAGCAAGCAAGCAACAAACGGCCGCCCUUCUACUCCCUUUCGAGCCGCCGACAGUAGGUGCCGCGGUGCAUCUACUAAAUACAUCACCAUGGUGGACUGGUCGGGACUCAAAGUCGUCGACCUCAAAGCAGAGCUCAAGAGUCGCGGUCUGCCCUAUGCUGGCCUCAAGGCAGAGCUAGUUGCGCGACUGGAGGCUGCCGACAAAGAGGCAGCGCAGGAGGGAGGCGAGAACCCACCAGAAGAGUCCAAUGAACCGGCAGCUGUCGAAGAAGACAAUGUCGACGCCGCACAACGCUCUCCCGCGAGGGACCCUACUCCAGCGCUCGAGCAAACGGCCGAUGACGGCCAGGAAACCAAGCCUGCGCUGCCAACCGAGGAUCGCAUUGCGCCUCCAGUUCCAGCUCCAGCUGAGUCUGAGCCAGCUGAGCCUGAGCCAACUGUGUCAAUUGUCGAGAACCCCUCUGAAGCCCCAGAAGGCGAUGCUGGCAAGGGUAGCGAGGCGGCUGUUGACAGCCACCCGCCAGCUGGCAAAGAAGAGCCCCUUGAACGAACUGCUUCCCCCGCGCCAAAAGAACCCACACAAGAAUCCACACAGGAGCCCUCACAGGUUCCCACUGCAGAGGUUUCUAUCGAACCGACGCCGGAAGCUCAGAAGCGCAAGCGACGUUCUCACAGCCCGCUUCCCACCGAAGAAGACAUUGCACAAAAACGUGCACGCGUCGAUAACACCACCCAUGAGGAUGUCGCCCCCGUCGCAGACAAACCGAACGAGGCGGAUAUUGACAUGACAAGCGCUUCUCACGAAGAACAGCCCUCUGCCAUGGAAGACGUUCAGCCCGUCGAGACAGAGAGGAGCGUGGAGCCGGCGCAGCACUUCCCUACUACCUCAAUCUACAUUAGCAAUCUGAUGCGCCCAUUGCGCCCCGAUGAUCUGCAGAACCAUCUCGUCAGCCUUGCAGCCACGAAUGAUUCUGACGCCGCUAAGGACCCCAUUGCUAGAUUUUACCUAGAUCAGAUCCGUACUCAUGCCUUUGUCGCCUUUGACUCGGUGGCCACCGCCCAACGAGUUCGCAAAGCACUGCACGACACCGUCUGGCCGAAUGAGAGCAACCGCAAGGCGCUAUCAGUAGACUUUAUUCCCUCCGAAAAAGUCGACGAAUGGAUCGAGACGGAAGAGGCUGGCGGUAGACGGUCGUCGAUUCGUUGGCAGGUGGUUUAUACUGAUGGACCUGAUGUCCAGGCCUCUUUGGUGGAAUCUACAUUUGCGUCGAGAACGGGACAGCCAGAACCGGCUGCUGCUACUAGACCGCCGCUGCCCCAGUUUGGGCCUGGAAGUUCCAAUGCUAUGCCCAUUGGCCCUCGGGCGCAGCGUGGCCGCGACCAGUAUCGUGAGGAUGAGGGCGAGGGGGAUCGCUCUCGGGGAAGGGAUGUCGAGGGUGACCGCAGUCGACAGUGGGAUUCUGAGACGAUGCGCCCGCCACCUACCGGGCCACGAGGAAGGCGAGCAGGUCCGCGAUCUACCGCCAGCUCUUUGGACCAUGUUGUUGAAAGGACCAAGGCCCGUCCACACAUCCCAUACCAGGCGGUAGCAGAGAGUGUUGCCCGGCGCCGUCUGGACAACAUAUCAGUCUACAGCAAUGAGGACUCGAGUCCUGGUUUCAACUCCAACCGCUACUCCUUUGAAGGCGGCGACAACUUCGUGGAUCGCGGCAGAGAGAUCUUCGAGGGCAUUCGACCUCCUCAUCGUGAAGCUGAACGCCGUGCCGGACGCGGAAGCGGCCCUCGGCAACGAAGAGGAACACCGCCCUUUCGGUCCCGAGGCGAUCGAUAUGUCCCUAGCGGUGCGGGCCCCAGCCGACGCACUGGUGGUGGGUAUCCUACGAGUAGCUGGGACUAGAACGACCCGACCACGGGUUAUCGUGCUGUGUGACGUGGGAAGUUGAGAGGGGGGAUACCAUGGAUGAUGGAAUUUAUCAAAUCUUGAUGGCGUUUAAGGGGGAGGGGAUAAUAUACAGGGUUAUAAUAAUAGGGUGGCAACACGGAGGGUUUUUUUUACGAGGGAAGAUGGAUAUGAAGGUUUUUUGCGAUGUUUGGCCCCCUGUGGCUUUUGCUUUUGCAUUGGAUCCCGGUUGAGGAUCUAUAUGCGUGUAUGAAUUAAUGUAGGAUACCUAUGUAUAAACAUGUAUGAGUCUUGUUUAUGUUGAGAUGAUCCGGUGAUCUUCUGAUAAGAGGACUUGUGUCAAUUGCAAUUUUAAGCAUUUCGAGCACUUUUUGAGAUCUCGCUUAAAAUUUCAUCUACUAUUGGAAGGAUCCUCACGAAAUAGUC
This is a messenger RNA of Trichoderma harzianum CBS 226.95, 2558 nucleotides long. RefSeq lists its product as hypothetical. The transcript has a single exon. Bases 321 to 2129 code for a protein of 602 amino acids. The record is from RefSeq and is a predicted model, not a curated record. NCBI's taxonomy places the organism in Eukaryota, Fungi, Ascomycota, Sordariomycetes, Hypocreales, Hypocreaceae. Gene Ontology annotation, molecular function: RNA binding.